Messenger RNA from Erythranthe guttata (spotted monkey flower), 1254 nucleotides. RefSeq names its product Peroxidase superfamily protein. The record is from RefSeq and is a predicted model, not a curated record. Gene Ontology annotation, biological process: hydrogen peroxide catabolic process; response to oxidative stress. NCBI's taxonomy places the organism in Eukaryota, Viridiplantae, Streptophyta, Magnoliopsida, Lamiales, Phrymaceae. Gene Ontology annotation, molecular function: peroxidase activity; heme binding.
AAAUAAAUAAAGCCAGUGUGUUAUAUAUGUGUGAAGUAAAUAGAAGGCUUCACGGGAGUUGAUUCACUCUAUUUAAGACAGGAAAACAAAACCAAGUGGAGGAACAAAGUAUUCAUUUUUGUUGGCAUAUUUUUUCCACCUAUCAACUGUUAGCUUGCUAACUUGUCCUAAAGCUGUCACCAUGUCUUAUUUCUCCUCUCCUCCUCCUCCAAUUCUCACAUUCUUCAUCUUUCUUCUCUCACUACUCUCUCUCUCCUUAUCCAAUGCUGCUCUAACCACCACUCCCAAAGUUAGCGCCAGGUAUCAAUUAUCGGUCGAUUACUAUGCUAAGAAAUGCCCACAGCUUGAUCAACUCGUAGCUUCCGUUACUUCACAGCAGUUCCAAGAAGCCCCAAUUUCCGGGCCCGCCACUAUUCGACUCUUCUUCCACGACUGCUUCGUCGAAGGGUGUGAUGCAUCGAUAUUGAUUUCGUCGAAACCCGGAAAUAAAGAAUUAGCUGAAAGAGAUGCAGAGGAAAACAAGGAUAUGGCACCAGAUGCUUAUGACAGCAUAAACAAGGCUAAGUCAUUGGUUGAGAGCAAGUGCCCUGGAGUUGUGUCCUGUGCCGACAUUCUUGCCAUUGCAGCCAGAGAUUUUGUCCAUUUGGCUGGAGGUCCAUAUUAUCAAGUGAAGAAAGGGAGAUGGGACGGAAAACUUUCGAUGGCGUCUCGAGUUCAAUCCAAUCUUCCACGAUCAAACUCAACCGUAGACGAACUUAUCAAGCUCUUCAAGUCGAAAGGGUUAACAAUCGAAGACCUAGUUAUCCUAUCCGGGGCCCACACCAUAGGUUUCGCGCACUGCAAGCACUUUGUGAGCCGGUUAUACGACUACAAAGGCACGAAGCAACCCGAUCCUUCGGUCGAUCCAAGACUGCUCAAGGCACUCAAAAUGUCGUGCCCGAACUACGGAGGGAAUACGGAUAUCGUGGCGCCGUUUGAUGUGACGACUCCGUUCUCGUUCGACAACGCUUAUUACGGGAAUUUGGAGGCUAAAAUGGGAUUACUUGCCUCUGAUCAAGCACUGUUUGUUGAUCCUAGGACUAAUGGUUUGGUUCAGACAAUGGCUAAGGAUAAGCAGAAGUUCUUUCAGGCGUUUGCUUUGGCUAUGGAGAAAAUGGGGUCUAUUGGUGUUAAGAGAGGGAGAAGGCAUGGGGAGAAAAGAAAAGAUUGUAGUGUUCAUAUGGGAUGAUAAUUAAUUAAUUAUUAUUAAGUUUA